AUGCAUUCAGCAACCAGAUCUCGAGUUCUAGCUCGAGCUCUCCUCCCUUCCUUUUCCCGACGAUAUGCCACCACUCCUGCGAUCACUCCCAUUACUUCCGUCCUCAUAGCUAAUCGUGGAGAAAUCGCUCUACGAGUCGGACGCACAGCUUCAGAUCUCGGUGUACAAUGUACAACAAUCUAUACGGAUCCUGACGCCAAUUCACAACACGCACUCUCCAGUCCGUUUGCCGUAAAUCUGGGUGCUGCGAAUGCGUAUCUUGACGGUGAACGAAUUAUAUCUGUGGCAAAGGAACAAGGAUGUGAGGCUUUACAUCCGGGAUAUGGAUUUUUGAGUGAGAAUUCGGCGUUUGCGAAACGGUGUGUAGAAGAGGGGUUGGUGUUCAUUGGUCCACCUUGGAAAGCUAUUGAGGCUAUGGGAAAUAAAUCUAGGAGUAAGGAUAUUAUGAUCAAGGCGGGCGUACCUUGUAUACCUGGAUAUCAUGGGGAGAAUCAAGAACCUGAACAUCUACUCAAUGAGGCGAGGAAGAUCGGCUUUCCAGUUAUGGUGAAGGCUGUGAAGGGCGGUGGUGGAAAGGGUAUGCGUAUUGCUCAGACUGAAGGGGAGUUCCUUGAGAAGCUGGAGAGUGCGAAGAGUGAAGGGAGAAAUUCUUUUGGUGAUGAUGUUAUGUUGGUCGAGAAAUAUAUUGCUACGCCAAGACAUAUUGAGGUACAAGUUUUCGCUGAUAAACAUGGUCAUGCUGUUGCUUUGGGCGAGAGAGAUUGUAGUUUACAAAGACGACAUCAAAAGAUCUUGGAAGAAGCGCCAGCGCCAAAUUUAGCGGAAAACAUUAGACAGGAUCUUUGGGAGAAAGCUCGUGCUGCUGCACUUGCUGUGGGCUAUGAGGGUGCUGGGACAGUAGAAUUUAUUUUCGACAACGAUACUAAUGAAUUUUUCUUCAUGGAAAUGAACACUAGAUUGCAGGUUGAACAUCCCGUGACAGAAGAAAUUACUGGAGAAGAUCUCGUUUCAUGGCAAUUCAAAGUUGCAGCUGGUGAACCAUUACCACUUGAUCAAGAUACGAUAGCUCAAAGAAUAUCUGAACGUGGAUGGGCACUUGAGGCACGAAUCUAUGCAGAGAACCCAGAUCAGAAUUUCAUGCCUGAUUCUGGAAAGCUUGUCCAUUUACGAACACCAAAACUCUCGGAAAGUGUUCGAAUAGAUGCGGGUUUUGUUCAAGGAGACACAGUCUCAUCAAACUACGAUGGUAUGAUUGCAAAACUUAUCGUGAGUGGUCCGACAAGAGAAGUAGCUAUACGAAAACUCCACGCAGCUUUACAAGAUUAUGAAGUAGUUGGCCUAAGUACCAAUAUUGAGUUUCUCAAAAAGAUUUGCAAAAGUCCUGCAUUCAUUCGAGGUGAUGUUGAGACUGGAUACAUACAAAAGCAUCACGAUAAGCUCUUCACAAAUGAGACUAUUGAGCCUGAAGCAUUUGCCCAAGCUGCUCUUGGUAUAUUAUCGCAGGAACUUUCGGCAGCGAAUUCCAAAUCGAUCCAAGGACCUCAUGGCGAGGCAAUUGGUUUCAACUCUCACGUACAACGCGAAUUUAGUUUCACAAAACCUAUCAUUCAACCAUCAAGCGAAAAGCCGGAAAUCUACCACGUAACCAUUGACCAAUCUGACCGCAAUUUAUACAACAUUACGGUAAAGGGACCCAAUGUCGAAAAAUCAUACGCAAACAUCGUUAGCGAGCCAAAGUCCCCUACUAUCUCGACUUUUUUCCCCCACACUCGAAUUGAAAGCACAUUAAUCAGACAAGAUGAUAAAAUCACACUCUUCCAACAGGGAAAACAAUUACAAUUACAAUUGGCAACGCCGGGAUGGUAUGAGAAAGCAUUGGGGUUGAAAGACGUGAGAAAUAGUGUAGUAGCACCGAUGCCAUGUAAGGUAUUGAGAAAUGAGGUUAGAGAGGGAGAGGAGGUGGAGGAGGGACAGGCGUUGGUUGUGAUUGAGAGUAUGAAGAUGGAAACGGUGAUUCGAAGCCCACAGAAGGGAGUUGUGGCUAAGUUGGUACACAAGGAAGGAGAUAUUUGUAAAGCAGGUACUGUGCUUGUGCUAUUCGAAGAGCACGAAUAA
Molecule: messenger RNA, 2115 nt
Organism: Botrytis byssoidea
Lineage: Eukaryota; Fungi; Ascomycota; Leotiomycetes; Helotiales; Sclerotiniaceae
Exons: 5
Coding region: 1-2115 (704 amino acids)
Cellular component (GO): mitochondrion
Molecular function (GO): ATP binding; metal ion binding; methylcrotonoyl-CoA carboxylase activity
Source: RefSeq, a predicted model, not a curated record